AUGGCGCGGCCGCUCGGCCUGGGUCUCGCCCUCGCGCUCCUCCUCGCCAUGUCAGCGACCGUGCUUCCUCUCGCCAGCUCCGCUGACGACUACGCGCGCUGCGAGGGGGCCGUCAAGGGCUGGGCGGACUCAGUCGGGGAGGGCGACAAUGGCGGCGACAAACUGAACCUCAAGGAUUUGCUCUUCUUCCUUCACAUUCCCAGAACCGGUGGGCGUACCUACUUCCACUGUUUCUUGAAGAAGCUGUAUACGAAUGCUCAGGAAUGCCCCCGCUCCUAUGAUAAGCUGCGGUUCGACCCAAGCCAUCCUGAUUGCACGCUGGUUGUUAGCCAUGAUGACUAUAGCUUAACUUCAAAGCUGCCAAGGGAGAGGACUUCCGUGGUGACAAUACUAAGGAAUCCAGUUGAUCGUGUGUUUAGCACGUAUGAGUUCUCCGUGGAAGUUGCAGCCAGAUUUCUUGUGCAUCCAAACUUAACAUCUGCCAAGACAAUGACCAGCCGUGUGUUAACAAAAUCACGUGCUGUAAGUACACUGGACAUAUGGCCUUGGAAAUACUUGGUUCCAUGGAUGAGAGAAGAUCUUUUCGCCAGGAGAGAUGCUAGAGGGAAUGACAGCGUGCCAAGUAGCAAGAAGAUUAAUGCAUACGAUGUGGAAGACAUGGUUAUGCCAUUGCACCAGUACAUCAAUGACCCUGUUGCCCAUGAAAUCAUUCACAAUGGAGCUACCUUUCAGAUCACUGGGCUAACAAAUAAUUCUUACUUCAAUGGCGCACAUGAGGUUCGACAUUGUGUUAGAAAGCACCCUGAUCUUGGUCGUUUUGUGCUUCAAGUUGCUAAGAACAGGCUGGACCGUAUGCUGUACGUAGGACUUACAGAGGAUCAUGAGGAAUCUGCAAGGUUGUUCGCUCAUAUGGUAGGAGCACAAGUGCUUUCACAAUCUGGAGCGUUGAAGUUAGAUGUUCAGGAAGAUCAACCCAGUGGCACCGACUCUCACUCGUCCAUGCUGGAUCCAGAGGAUGAAGAAACAAAUGAACAUAUGAAUAGCACCCAUGGCUGGAAAAAUAAUGAAGCUCUGAACACUACUGAGGAUGAUCAUGGAAAAGGAAAUAUGACUGUUGGUAAACUGAUGGAAACUUACGAGGGUUGCAUUGCAAAACUGCGAAAGUCCCAAUCUAGCCGUCGCAGAAUAUCCCUAAAGAAGGUUGAGGCGGCAAAUUUUACAAAGGCGGCAAGGCGUCAUGUACCUGAGGCAAUUCUGAAUCAAAUUAUCUCACUGAACAGCCUAGACAUGGAACUCUAUGAGUAUGCUAAGAAGAUUUUUGAACAAGAACAUCUUAUGCUUAAAGGCCAGCAUCCGAUGGUGGUGCAGCAGAAACAAUUGGCAGAUCAAAUGGUUCGGUCAAGCUCAUAUGAAGGCCAGCAUCCCAUGGUGGUGCAACACAAACAAUUGACAGAUCAAAAGGACUGGAUAGAUGCGGUCUGCGAAUCCUGGAGUUGCUUUACCUGGUGGAAGGUGGCCUCAUUUGGUCUCGGGAUUGCGGUGACCACGGUUUUUGUUGUGUUUGUUGUAACAGGUAGAAGAACAUUAAAACUUAAGGUUUGA
Triticum turgidum subsp. durum (durum wheat) is the source of this 1602-nucleotide messenger RNA. NCBI's taxonomy places the organism in Eukaryota, Viridiplantae, Streptophyta, Magnoliopsida, Poales, Poaceae. The record is from the annotation of a GenBank genome assembly.